Messenger RNA from Papaver somniferum (opium poppy), 727 nucleotides. RefSeq names its product membrane protein PM19L-like. Lineage: Eukaryota; Viridiplantae; Streptophyta; Magnoliopsida; Ranunculales; Papaveraceae. The transcript is spliced from 4 exons. The coding region runs from base 69 to 554 and encodes 161 amino acids. The record is from RefSeq and is a predicted model, not a curated record.
AGAAGAGGCCUAAAAAACACAACUCUACAAUUUAGAACUAUUUUCCUGCUCCGGAUUUUACCAAAGCAAUGGCUGCCGGAGCAUCUAAAUCAGUUGCAUUUUUCCUUCUUUUUAUCAAUCUAGUUAUGUAUGCAAUUGUUUCAAUCAUUUCUGGAUGGGCUCUCCAGUAUGGAAUUGACAACGCGUACGAAAAAGCGUCUAGUUCGUCCAUGCCGGCUUACUUAUUUCCAAUAUACUUUCCUAUCGGAAACAUGGCAACGGGAUUUUUCGUGAUCUUCUCGCUCAUCGCUGGACUUGUGGGUAUCGCUACUUCGGUUUCUGGAAUCACUAACGUUCUUCAAUUCACAAGACCCAACUUAUAUUCAGCAGCUACAACUUCUAUUAUCAGUUGGGCUCUUACUCUUCUGGCCAUGGGAUUGGCUUGUAAAGAGAUUAAUAUUGGAUAUAGGGCCUCAAACUUGAGAGCUCUGGAGACAUUUACGAUCAUUCUAAGUGGCACUCAGUUGUUUUGCGCUGGUGCACUUCAUGCCGGGAUUACCAGCGCCAGGAACUAAACGCAUAUGAUGGUUUUCAACUUGUUUAUUGUAAAAACUGAAUAUAUAUUACAUUUCUGAUUUCUAUAAUUGUAUGCACAUUCCAUGUAAUCUUUUCAUAUAAGGAAUUGUGAGUACCCUUGAGUGAUGGCAAAUUGCUACUAUCUGAAUACAUUAAACACCCUAUCUAAGUA